UUCCAGCUUUUAUGCCACUCUCACUCCUGUCCAAGAAAGAAAAUAUGGCCACCCACCACCCUCUGGACCUCGACCCCACCGCCACCGCCAACGACUUGCUCGCGUCCUCCCCACGAUCCGAGCACCACCACCCCCACGAUCUCCACCUGCUCGUCCGCUUCAUGUGCAGCUUCGGCGGCAAGAUCCUCCCCCGCCCGCACGACAAUCUGCUUCGCUACGUUGGCGGCGACACCCGGAUCAUCGCCGUCCAGCGCGCCACCACCUUCAACGCUCUCCUCAACAAGCUCUCCAAGCUCUCAGGUACGACGAACUUCACAGUGAAGUACCAGCUUCCCAAUGAAGAUCUGGACGCCUUGAUUUCGGUGACGACGGACGAGGAUGUAGAGAACAUGAUGGAAGAGUACGAUCGCGUCGCCCACAAUCACAACCCGCGGUCGGCUCGGCUCCGGCUCUUCCUCUUCAACAAAGGCGACGAGUCUCGAGCCAGCAGCAUCGGCUCGCUCCUCGACGGCUCGUCGAACCGCGACCAGUGGUUCCUGGACGCCCUCAACGGUGGCGGCUCGCCUCCUGGCCUGGGUCUCGAGCGCCUCCGCUCUGAGACCUCUUCGAUUCUCUCGGAAGUCCCGGACUACUUGUUUGGGCUGGAAACUUCGGAGGACAACCAGCCCCGCGAGCCCAAAUGGAAGGCCCGGAGCAGUUUUCCCGAUUCCGUCUCAAUUUCGGACCCCGGUUCGCCCGCCCCGGUCCCCAAUUCGCCGUAUUGCUCGACCUCCUCAGCGUGCGUGCCAUCCAUGCCGGACCUUCCUCCGGUGAAGACAAAGCCCGAGAAUCCGGUUCCCAAAUCCGAUCCGCAGGAGAGUCAGAGUAUCGCCGAGACGGGCGAAACCAUAGUCGUGCAGCCAGGCGGGUAUCCAGGCAAUCCCGCGGGUUACUACGCCCCGGUUUCUCACUAUUCCGGGCCUCCGAUGCAGCCUAUGCCCUUCUAUUACAUCCGGAGCCCCAUGCCUCCCAGUAACAUGUCGGUCCCGCCCAUUAUGGGCCCAGGACCUUAUGUCCAGCAGUACCCCGCUUCAGCGGGUCAAGUACCCAUCGGCUACCAUCAGCCCGCCCCGAGCCCGGGUCAGGUGUUCGGCGGAGUGGUGAGGUCCGUGGUUGCUGAUGGCAUGAGCCACCAGGUAUACUACGGGGUAACCAAUGGAGGCAUGGUGCCGACGUAUCCGCCGGGUACGGUGGUUCCGGGUCCGGGCGGAGAAGAUGUUCAAGCAGUUGCAGCGGAGGCAAAGCCGGGUCGGAUCUCCCAGCAAUCAUGACACGGAAUUAUUGGGUAGAGAAUAUUAUUAAUUUUUUUUUUUUUUGGAGGAGGGGCUUUUCCUUCUAUCUGAUUAUUGGGUUGCAUGUGUUUGUUGAUUGCUUUAUUGAUGAUAUGAGCUAUGGAACGCACUAUAAUCGACCCGUUGGAGGGGA
Messenger RNA from Rhodamnia argentea, 1464 nucleotides. RefSeq lists its product as uncharacterized. Lineage: Eukaryota; Viridiplantae; Streptophyta; Magnoliopsida; Myrtales; Myrtaceae. Gene Ontology annotation, molecular function: protein binding. The coding region runs from base 12 to 1310 and encodes 432 amino acids. The transcript has 2 exons. The record is from RefSeq and is a predicted model, not a curated record.